Molecule: messenger RNA, 1187 nt
Organism: Chanos chanos (milkfish)
Lineage: Eukaryota; Metazoa; Chordata; Actinopteri; Gonorynchiformes; Chanidae
Gene: mrps23
Product: mitochondrial ribosomal protein S23
Exons: 5
Coding region: 100-669 (189 amino acids)
Biological process (GO): translation
Cellular component (GO): ribosome; mitochondrion
Molecular function (GO): structural constituent of ribosome
Source: RefSeq, a predicted model, not a curated record
AUGUUCACACUCACUGCCACAGGUGAUCUGUAAAUAGGUACAUGAUAUUCAUUUAAUCAGUAAAUAAAGGGAUUAAACAAUAAAUCAUAUAAAAGUACAAUGGCAGGAAGUCGGCUUGAGAAGUUUGGCACUGUCUUCACACGGGUUAGAGAUCUCAUGCGUGCUGGGGUUAUCAAACAAUCCGAAAAACCCGUGUGGUUCGACGUGUAUGCUGCUUUCCCUCCCAAGAGAGAUCCUUUGUAUGUCAAGCCCGCAAGAGAAUUACGAGGGAAAAGAAGUCGUGAAGACGUUGUCCCCGACAUUUUCUACAAGGAGGAUGACAUACGAGCAAAAUUCUUUGAGGUGUAUGGAAACGGACCCAGGGCUUUCGAUCUAUCCAAAGCCAACUUUGUUUCAACAUGUCAGAGGUUUGUGGAGAAAUACAGUGAGCUGGAGAGUAGGGGUGAUGUAGAGAAGGAGGUGUUGUUUCAUGAAACAGCCAAAGCACUCCUUGCAGAGGGGAUUGUGUUGAGGAGAAGGGGAGGGCCCAUGGUGGCGACAGAGCUCCGGGACCCUGUUCUGGACAUGAAAUUGACUGACAUGCUGGCAGAGCAGCAGAAGGACAGCGCAGAUGAGACACAGGGAGAACAGACACAAACACAGACCACAGAAAACCAGAUGUCUCCAUAGCCCUACAAAAUACAGGGAUACCUCACCCACAGCUGCGGUAACCCCCUACGACUAAGGGUCCCAGUUACAUCCUCACACAUACCAGGUCUCUAAAUAUGCUGAAGUACUUCCACUUGAGUCUCAGUCGUGUUGUACUGUUUAGCUAGGACACCACCAGGUUAGGAUAGCAUAACAGGACCAGCCUUCGGUGUAAAAAAAAAAAAAAAAGAAAAGAGAAAAAAAAAUCAAUGAAAAGGAACAAAAGCUGUACAGAUUGCCGUACCAGAUGUUUGAGUUAGUCAUUAGCAUAUGACUCAUUUUGUUGUGCAUUUUCAUCAGAGGCUUUGUAAAUAAAUGGGGCUGAUCUUUCUCUCUCUUUCAGACACAUCCUCCUUUUUUCCAUAUCCUCAAAUCUUCCCUUCUCCGUAUCUUAAUACAGUCAUUAACUUAUGAGACAUAAAAACAUGUUUUUAGAACUUGUCUACUGCUAUAUCAAGGCUGUUUGUCCCAGGGAAGGCCUGUACUGUACUAUUCAAUAA